Molecule: messenger RNA, 507 nt
Organism: Nymphaea colorata (pocket water lily)
Lineage: Eukaryota; Viridiplantae; Streptophyta; Magnoliopsida; Nymphaeales; Nymphaeaceae
Product: pentatricopeptide repeat-containing protein At5g48910-like
Exons: 3
Coding region: 1-507 (168 amino acids)
Biological process (GO): RNA modification
Molecular function (GO): RNA binding; zinc ion binding
Source: RefSeq, a predicted model, not a curated record
AUGUGCAGCCAUGCCAAUAGUUCUCAGGGGGUUUCAGAUUUCACCGAUGUUGCAGAUUCAUCAGACUGUGUUAAGGAUGUGAAGCAGCCUAGCUGGGAUCUUGGUUGCAGUUUGAUUGAGAUGACUGGGGUUGUUCAUGAAUUUGUUGGUGGAGAUGGCUCUCAUCCUCGGUCAAAGGCUAUUUACUCAAAGUUGGACGAAAUGGCAAGUGAGUUGAAGUUAGCGGGAUACGUGCCCAAUACAUCAGAAGUGUUGCUUGAUCUUGGGGAAGAAGAAAAGGAGGAUGCACUUCAUCGCCACAGUGAGAAGUUGGCACUGGAUUUUAGCCUUAUCAUUUUAGGUCCAGGGACAACCAUCAGAAUUGUGAAGAACCUACGGAUGUGUCCCGACUGCCAUUCUGCCAUCAAGAUCAUAUCAAAACUGUACGGCAGGAAAGUGGUCAUCAGGGACCGCACUCGUUUUCACCAUUUCGAUGAUGGUUUCUGUUCUUGUAAAGAUUUUUGGUGA